This is a messenger RNA of Venturia canescens, 1693 nucleotides long. Its product is annotated as no child left behind. The record is from RefSeq and is a predicted model, not a curated record. The transcript is spliced from 9 exons. NCBI's taxonomy places the organism in Eukaryota, Metazoa, Arthropoda, Insecta, Hymenoptera, Ichneumonidae. Gene Ontology annotation, biological process: rRNA processing. Gene Ontology annotation, cellular component: nucleus. Bases 145 to 1611 code for a protein of 488 amino acids. Gene Ontology annotation, molecular function: protein binding.
GGCAACGGCGCUCUCACCGCGGCCACAUGGUGACCUGGUGCACAAAAAUACGAACUGUCCAUUGACAUCAUAUUUUUAUAAAGAAAUAUAAAAAGAUUAACAGUAUUGAAAUAAUCAAACAGAUUAUAAUCGUACAAAGCUACGAUGAAUGUCGUACCGUGUGUGGCAUGGGUUAAGAGAGGCGUAGCAGCUGCAGUUCCUGACAAAGUUCAAUUAACUCCUAAGGAAUUGGAAGCAAUAAUCAAACAGACAGAAUCUGAACUUAGAGAUUUGGAGGAGAGUGACUCGGAAAACGAAGAUGAAACACCAUCCAAGAAUAACAUUCAAACCAUCGAGGAAGCUAAUGAAUCGAAAACCAAUGCUGACGGAAUGACUGUUGAUGAGUACAACUUUGGAAACUAUGACAAUGAAGCUGGCGAUGUGCACUGUAACAUAGGAGGAUUAGCAGUUUAUAACGGAGAUGGCAAAGAUCCUUUUGUAACUGUAGCAGACAGCGAGGAUGAAGAUUCGGAAAAGGAGGACGAUGUGAUCAAACCUGAUGAUAAUCUUGUACUCAUUGGACAUGUCGAAGGAGACGCCAGUAUUUUAGAGAUAUUUGUCUAUAACGAAAAAGAAGGUUCGUUUUAUUGUCACCAUGAUAUUCUCCUACCUUCAUUUCCUCUCUGUCUCGAAUGGCUCAAUUUUGAUCCGAGCGAUGCAAAACCUGGGAAUUUAUGCGCUAUGGGGAAUAUGACAAAAGUAAUUGAUGUAUGGGAUCUCGAUUUGGUGGAUUGCCUGGAACCUGCUUUCAGGCUUGGUAGGAAAAAGUCUGAUAAAGGUCACAAAGACGCUGUUCUCGAUAUUGCUUGGAACACGAAUUAUACGCACGUAUUAGCAAGUGGUUCAGUUGACAAAUCGACAAUGCUAUGGGAUAUGGAAACGCAGAAACGAGGGACGAAAUUGAAUUCGUUUACAGAUCGAGUGCAGAGCAUACAAUUCCAUCCAACCGAAGCUCAUCAUCUCCUUACGGGUUGUGCCGACAGUGUGGUACGAUUGUUCGACUGCAAAGUGGAAAAUGAAUCAAAAAAUUGGACAGUUUCGGGCGAAGUGGAACGCGUAUUGUGGAAUCAUUUUGAUCCGAAUUAUUGUUUCGUCAGUACGAGUAACGGUUUUGUCGAAUGUAUCGACAUCCGACAAGAAACAAUAUUGUGGCAAGUUUCAGCACAUGAAAAAGAAAUAACGGGUUUAUCUUUGAGCACGUCAUGUCCUGGAUUAUUGUUAACGGCAUCAGCUGACGGAGUUGUUAAAGUGUGGGACGUCAUUAAACCGGAAGUGCUUGAACCUGUAUGGGAAAAGAAGAUGAACUUGGGUGACAUUCAGUGCCUCGCACAGAGUCCUGACAGUCCUUUCAUCUUCGCAGUUGGUGGUGACAACAAGGCGAACAACUUCAAAGUUUGGGAUCUUCUUGAAUCACCUUCAGUGUCGGAAAGAUUCAAGGGCAGAAAUCUCAUCAAUUGUGUAAAAGAGUCAAAACCUGAACAAACCGAUGUUAUGGAAGUAGCUGAUGAUAUGGACGGAAUGGCUUUGGAAGCUAGCACAUCUAGUAAAAUUAAGAAAAAAGGAAAGAAGUGAGUGAACCCUCGAAUAACUCAUUAUUAUACCUUUGUAAAUAAAGAAGAAAACAAAAUAUUAAAUAUAAAUGUAUAUCACUGGA